AUGAGGAGGCCCUCCCAGCAGCACUCCUUGCUCCCCUGCAUCCUCCUCCUCCUCCUGCUCCUUGUUUCCAUGUCACACCUGCCGAGCUCGAGCCAUGGCUUGAGAACGCUGAGGGAGGAAGAAGAAGCGGUCGGUGAGCUCAUCACAGGCCAGCAUGAGCUUCCCCCAACCAUCUCCCCUACUCAAGAAGCAGGCGGCGACGACGUUGCCGCUGCCGACGACAUCGGCGCCGGGAAGUUCACCGUGUCGAGGAGAGCGGUUCCUCAGGGGCCCAACCCUCUGCACAACUGA
Molecule: messenger RNA, 291 nt
Organism: Triticum turgidum subsp. durum (durum wheat)
Lineage: Eukaryota; Viridiplantae; Streptophyta; Magnoliopsida; Poales; Poaceae
Source: the annotation of a GenBank genome assembly